AUGGCAGCCCCCCUUUACCCCCUUACAAAGCAGGGAGCAACGUUUAACUGGGGGGCUGAACAGCUACAGGCCUUUGAUGACAUCAAGCAGGCUCUUCUGACCUCUCCCGCUUUGGGCCUUCCCGAUAUCACGAAGCCCUUUGAAUUAUCCCCGUGUCCAUGUGCUCUGAGAGCUGCCGGCCCCGGGCAGAAGAAGAAGGCCGUGGGCAUGCACCCCUGCUGCUUCGAAUGCAUCAACUGCGUCCCCGGCACCUUCUACAACCAAACUGCAGAGGAGUUUGACUGCCAGCCCUGCCCGAUCCACACGUGGUCCCACCAGAAAGACACCUCCUGUUUCUUGCGACGGUUCAUCUUCCUGGAGUGGCAUGAGGCCCCCACCAUCUGCGUGAUCCUGCUGGCCGCCCUGGGCUUCCUCAGCACUCUGGCCAUCCUGGUGGUGUUCUGGAGGCACUUCCAGACGCCCAUGGUGCGCUCGGCGGGGGGCCCCAUGUGCUUCUUGAUGCUGGCACUGCGGCUGCUGGCUUUCGCCAUGGUGCCUGUGUACGUGGGGCCGCCCACGGGCUUCACGUGCCUCUGCCGCCACGCCCUCUUCAACCUCUGUUUCACCGUCUGCACCGCCUGCAUCACCUUGCGCUCCUUCCAUAUCCUGUGCAUCUUCAAAGUGGCGCGCCACCUGCCGCGCGCCUACCGCUACUGGAUCCGCUACCACGACCCCUACGUCUUCGUGGUGCUCCCCACGGUCCUCAAGCUGAUCAUCGUGCUGGCCAACUCAGUAGCCACCACCACCAACCCCACCUACCACACGGACCCUGAGGACCCCACGGUCAUCAUCCUGUCCUGCCAUCCCACGGCGCUGCUGUGCAAUGCCAGCCUGGACCUGCUGCUCUCCCUGGGGGGCUUCACCUUUGCCUUCAUGGGCAAGGAGCUGCCCACCAACUACAAUGAGGCCAAGUUCAUCACCCUCAGCAUGACCUUCUCCUUCACCUCCACCAUCUCCCUCUGCACCUUCAUGUCCGUCUACGAAGGGGUGCUGGUCACCAUCAUGGAGGUCUUGGUCACUGUCUUCAACCUCUUGGCCAUCAGCCUGGGCUACUUUGGCCCCAAGUGCUACCUGAGCCUCUUCUUUCCUGAACGCAACACACCCAGCUACUUCAACAGCGUCAUCCAGGGCUACACCAUGCGCAAAGACUAG
Ochotona princeps (American pika) is the source of this 1191-nucleotide messenger RNA. Its product is annotated as taste receptor type 1 member 2-like. The record is from RefSeq and is a predicted model, not a curated record. Gene Ontology annotation, cellular component: sweet taste receptor complex; membrane. Gene Ontology annotation, molecular function: sweet taste receptor activity; G protein-coupled receptor activity. Lineage: Eukaryota; Metazoa; Chordata; Mammalia; Lagomorpha; Ochotonidae. Gene Ontology annotation, biological process: G protein-coupled receptor signaling pathway; sensory perception of sweet taste.